Sphaeroforma arctica JP610 is the source of this 732-nucleotide messenger RNA. RefSeq lists its product as hypothetical. Bases 86 to 652 code for a protein of 188 amino acids. The record is from RefSeq and is a predicted model, not a curated record. NCBI's taxonomy places the organism in Eukaryota, Ichthyosporea, Ichthyophonida. Gene Ontology annotation, biological process: protein targeting to ER. The transcript is spliced from 3 exons. Gene Ontology annotation, cellular component: mitochondrion; endoplasmic reticulum.
CCCAGCGCCAACAGCAGUACAACACCGCCACCCACCAUUUAGUAGAACCUCCCCACGAAGUUGACCCAUCCCCACCCAUUUCACCAUGGCGCAACUGUACACUAUGCUGCCUAUCCUUGCCGGCAUCCAAUAUUUGGAUAUGAAGGACCCCGACACAAUCCUCUAUCUACAAAUUGGGUUCGGGUGCAGUGCCACGUUCUCGUUGAUCAUGAUGUUCGUCAUCUCACAGAAGAUCGCUUCUAUGAAAUUUGACCCAUCGGUCAAGGUUUCUGUUGAGGCGGCAGGACAGGAGCCUCAGAUGAUGACUAUACAAGAACAUGACUACGCCGAGGUGGGGCGUAUGCGCUCGCAGGUGCUGAUUGCGUCGGGUGUGGUGUCGUUCCUUAACUACCAGUUCGACUAUGUGCAGCCUUUGUUCAUCCAGUGUGUGACGCAGUUGAUUACGCUGUGCAUGUCACCGCUGUUCCGUGUGCACAUGUUGGGACAGGAAGCCGAAGGCGCUCUAGCACGCCCAUGGAAGGAGAAAAACCCGCUCAUGGACAUGAUGAACCCAACAACCACAGACGACACCACCGCCACCGCACCACCACCCCCAGCCGUGUCUGCGGCGGCGGCUCCUAAGAAGAAGGCUCGAUCCAAGAAGAUCGACUAACGCAUUAAACAAAGAUAACCGCAACUGAUGUAUGCCAGACCACACGGCCUGAUGUAUGGAUCUGUUUUGUGCAAGACGAG